This is a messenger RNA of Brienomyrus brachyistius, 3834 nucleotides long. RefSeq names its product pleckstrin homology domain containing, family G (with RhoGef domain) member 6 (gene plekhg6). Gene Ontology annotation, biological process: endothelial cell migration; Rho protein signal transduction. Lineage: Eukaryota; Metazoa; Chordata; Actinopteri; Osteoglossiformes; Mormyridae. The transcript has 9 exons. The record is from RefSeq and is a predicted model, not a curated record. Bases 1005 to 3311 code for a protein of 768 amino acids. Gene Ontology annotation, molecular function: guanyl-nucleotide exchange factor activity. Gene Ontology annotation, cellular component: endocytic vesicle; axon; plasma membrane.
UGCCUGUCAUCCUUCUCCAGUUAUUUCCAGUCCUGCCAUGCUUAUGAAACACCUGUCACAUUCCUUCCAUGAGCAUCCUCCAAAUGGACUUGCUGGAAAAUCUAAAUAUAUAUUUUAGGCGACAUCAUUUUAGGUGUUUUUUUGUUUUUUGCCCUAUCGAUGCCCCCCCCCAUUGAGGGUUUUUGCUAGGCGGUCUCUCUGCACAGCUUUGCGUCUCUCUUUCAUGCUUCCUCUGACCCCCCAGUCAGUCCAUUUAGCCCCAACCUAACGGUGAAAAUUUGCUGAAGAAGUGGAAAUUAGACCGUGCGUGGGAGGGAGCAGCUCUGACACAUUUUGCAUUCCCCACAGCAGAGAAAAGUUCUGAGAUUAACUGGACUCUGACUGUUUUCCAUCUGAGGUUACUGAACUGGGGCUAAUGCUACCACUGCCUGGGACCCUCAGCUUCACGGACAUGCAGUGUGCCUGCUCCAGUCCUGAGGCAUUUUGUCUCCCUUUGAUUCCUUUAAAAAGGGGCUUCAAACAAACACAAAGCCAUUGGUUUACGCACCCGAUUCUGAGUAAAAGGAAGUUGCUUUCUCUCCAUUAGAGUGCCAUAUCUGGUGGCUAGAGAGCACAGACCUGCUCCUCGUGUACACCUAGGGCUUUCCUGCUGAUGUUGGUCUGCCUCUGCUCCCUGGCUACUUGUACACUGACCUGCGCAUCUUGCACUAUUUCUGCCUGCAUCUAUUUCUCGCUGCGUGCAGAUUUUUACCAAUUUAGGAAAGUAUACGGUCUUCACCUUUCCAACAGUAAAUUUUGUCCCCAGAUGACGCAUGAGUACCUGUUCUCUAACCUGCCCUCCGUUUUGGAUGCUCAUCGACGCUUCUGGGAGGAGGUGAUGCUCCCAAUGCUACUGGAAGCCCGGCAUACCAGGGGUCCCUUCAAACCACUCAUGCUGGAGGAGGGCUUCCUGCAGCCAGCGCUUUUCCUCAUACCUGCACUAUUGCCGGGAUGAGGAGAACAUCAUGGAGUUUGCACGGAGACAGAUGGAGAGCCCCCUCUUUCAUGCUUACAUCGAGUGGGUGGAGAACUGCCCGGGCUGUGGGCGAAUGCGGCUUGGGGACAUGCAAGCUAAGCCCCACCAGAGAAUCACCAAGUACCCACUGCUGCUGAGAGAGGUACUGAAAUGUACCCAGGACCCCCAGACGCAGUAUGCAUUGCGGAAGAUGUUGAGCAGUGUAAAUGGGUUUCUGGACAGCAUCAAUGACCAUCUAAGGCUGAAAUAUGAGGAAUUUGCCCUUUCUCAGUCUGCCGCAAGACUGGAAGGAUACGAUGUGCCAGAGGGUGUAUCUGAGGAGAUCGAGAAGUUUGUUCGAGAAAUCUGCCGUUUUGAUCUGACAAGCCCCAUGAGAGGUGCCGGCACCAAGGAUAUACGCAAACUGCUGUUGGAGGAGACCCUCAGAAUCAAAACAAGGAGGGAAAGCAAGCCGAUGGUUGUUCUGCUCUUCUCGGAUGUGCUUUUGUUGACAAAGGCACAGAAGAAGUCAGAGAAGUUAAAAGUAGUGUGUCCCCCACUGGCCCUGGAUAGAAUUGUCUGUGCUCCCCUUAAAGAUGACGUCUCCUUUGUGCUAGUAGAGCUUGGGGAGCUAUUCUGUGCUGUGAACAUCUAUGCUGUAAUGGCACCCAGCACAGAGAGCCGAUCUGAGUGGCUGAAAAGCAUCCUGGCUGCACAGGAGUCUCUGGCAACCAUGAGGGAGAGGGAAACCUCUCAGAGAUUUGGGGGUUUCCUCCUGACAGAUAUACGGAUGGAGACGCAAGUCAAUCCUAAUUUAGCGGAACACUCUGACACUGUAAGGGAAGGCCAAGAUAAGGAGUUGAACUUGACAGGAAUUGAACAUACUCUGCUUUCUGACCAAGAAGGAAGGGGACAUGGUCAACCGCAAAACGGAGUAUUACCAUUUCCAGAGACAGAAGAAGGGAGCAUCUUCCAGAGGCAACAGCAAGCCUGGGGUCUUCAGUUGAUAGGAAGUCAGCCUUCUCAUAUAUCAGUGCAUGGAUCUGUUACAAAUAAAAUCAUAGACAGCAAACACAGCAUGAGGAAUAUGGGACUGACAGAAGAGGAGGGGGACGAGAAUAGAGAUUGCAACCAGGUGGAAUCGAGUGAAACCAUUUUAAUUGGUUCACGAGAGAAAAGGGUUGUAGGAGGCUAUUCAGAAUCUUCAAAUUCAUCCUUUAGUCACGGGGAUUCCAGUGAGAUUCAUUCUAAUGUCAACACAUUGACGUUGUUUGAUGUAGGGUCAGAUGUGGAUAUGUCGUCCACACAGUCAGAAUCAAAAGAAAUGCAUGUCAAAAAUGAUGAUUUUGAGAGUGAAGAUCCUUACAAGGCAUCUGGAAUGGAUUCGAGGUCCAGUGAACCAGAGCAUAUGCCAACGGGCACAAUGAAAUUUUCACGUAAACUCAAUUCCCCCCGCUUAAGAAAGAGGCGGGCACUGGGCUCUCCACAUACCUUCUCGCCUCAGACUGAUAAAAACAGAUAUUUACAUCAUGACACAGAUGUGUUGGCAUCUAGUGCCAAUUCCUCAGACUCUGACUGCAACCAAAAACUAAGGAAUGGCCGGAGGCCUAAUCCUCAAGUUGUAAUCAGCUUGGCGUCUGUAAAAAAGAACCAAGGAAUGUGGAACACAGUCGCUCCAGGUGAACCUGCAAAGGCACAGACCUUUUUGACCGCAGAGCUACCAUGCAAGAGGACAGGACUAGAUUCUCAAAAUCAGCCCAGACUGAGAAGAGGUUCAGUCCCAGACAUGGAUCUUCAGGAAGGGCAGACCCUUGGUUUGAGGCUAAGCUUGUCGGAGAGCAGUUUCCCACUCUUUUCUCAAGCCAAGAUUUAUGGAACCUCUCCGGAGAACCUCUUAGCACGAGCCAGAGAGAGAGAACGAGGAAAAGAAAGAAGACUGGAAAAGUCUGAAAAAGUGUGGGACAUUUCUCCUUCUCCUUCACGCUCAAUCUCUCCAUCCAUCUCUUUCAGUGAGGAGGAAAGAGAAAGAGAAGACAACCAGGAAAUUUUGGGAGAUCAGGAGAAUGAAGGGCUGCACAAAUGGCAAGAUGUGAACAAAGAAUUAGAAGAUAAGCAGAAAUAUAACAAUGAAUACAAUUGCAGCUUUUCCGACCAAGGUGCAAGUGUUGAUUGGAUGGGUUGGUGCGUUGACGACGACGAGGUCAUGGUUCGUCUACACCCUGAGGGCGAGGGAAGCAGACCUGGAAUUGCAGUACUAGCCACUAUAGAUUCCCGGGGAACAAAGGAACAGGAAGAACAGGAGUUUGGAGAGGUGUAGAACUACAGUGAAAGGGGAUGAGGUUGCCACAAUGCAUUAGCGACUGCGGGUUCGACUUGCAUGUCAGGUUCUGACUGUACCUGCACUGUGAACAAGCUCAUUUUCUGGGUGGGGUGGAGGGAAUAGGCCCAGUGUUGUAAGAGAUGCCUGCUGAGGAAUGACUCAUGACUGGUGUCCCACGAAGAUCGGGAUGUCACUGUUUAUUUAAAUCAUUGCCAUUCAAAUUGUGACUGCUAAUGAUAGAUAGGUAAUUUCUAUAUAUAAGGAUUUUACAUCCUUCACUGUAUUUGUAAUUAAGGACCUGUGUGUCAUUUGCCCUGUCUCUUUAAAGAAGAGCCAGUCAGCCUACGGCACCAUGUUCUGAGCCAUGCGUCGGAGGCGCCCUUCCUCCCCCGUGCAGGCUGCACUGGGGUAAAGAAUGUAUAUAAACUUAUUUUGUAUAAAUGAGGGUGACACUUAAUAGGCAUGUAAAUAAAUUCUGUAUUCUUUGUAAUUUAUAUGUAAAUGUGGUUAUUAAAUCAAU